AUGGGCUGCGUCUGCGCAAUUGUCUUCACUUGCUUCGGUGCUGCCUACGGAACUGCUAAGGCCGGCGUUGGCGUUUGCUCGACGGCUGUCUUGCGACCCGACUUGGUUGUAAAGAUUUCGCUAUUGGCGUCUGAUGCCGGAGUCCGUGGAACAGCUCAGCAGCCAAGAUUAUAUGUCGGCAUGAUUCUGAUACUCAUCUUCGCUGAAGUUCUUGGCCUGUACGGUCUAAUCGUCGCCCUCCUCAUGAACUCGCAUGCGAAACAAGAUGUCGAAGAGUGCACAUGA
Messenger RNA from Penicillium arizonense, 285 nucleotides. RefSeq lists its product as uncharacterized. The coding region runs from base 1 to 285 and encodes 94 amino acids. The transcript is spliced from 3 exons. Gene Ontology annotation, molecular function: proton-transporting ATPase activity, rotational mechanism. NCBI's taxonomy places the organism in Eukaryota, Fungi, Ascomycota, Eurotiomycetes, Eurotiales, Aspergillaceae. Gene Ontology annotation, cellular component: proton-transporting V-type ATPase, V0 domain. Gene Ontology annotation, biological process: proton transmembrane transport. The record is from RefSeq and is a predicted model, not a curated record.